GGUGUUUUACUUACGAUCGGAGUUUAUUCCACCCACAUCCGCGUUUCCUCGACCCAAUACCCCCCCUCCAGAAGAAUCAGAAAGCAAAUGGGCGAUAUUUCUGACCCUACGUCCUGGGCUCCGGUCAACGAAUCAUCUUGGGAUCUACUUAAUGACAGUGUCAACCUUAUUGGAUCGACAACCAUAUGCGGCGUAUCCUAUGGCGUAGCUUUAACUCUCCUCCUAGUCUGCGCAAUUACCUUUCGAAGGAACUUACGAAACUCCCGCGCCGGGCUUUACCAAAUGCUUUACAUUUCCUUCAUGUUCAUCCUAGGAACGAUAUACAUCGCAUCGAACGCUCGGACGAUGGAACUCUCCUAUGUCUUGAAUCGAAACUACCCUGGAGGCCCCGCCCAGUACAGUUAUUAUAUUUAUUCACAACCUAUUACGAUCGUGGGAUUGGUUGCAUUUUUCGGAGCGAAUUGGAUGUCGGAUGCAUUGCUGCUUUGGAGACUCUUUAUUAUAUAUGCAAGUUCUCCAUAUCGGCUUCCGGUCAUCGUGUUCCCGAGUUUGCUCUUCCUCGCCUCUCUAUCUAUGAGUAUUAUCACCAUCGUCACAUCCACGCAGCCGAAUUCGUCUUUUUGGGCGACGAACGCCGUUCAAUUCGCUUUAGCCUAUUACUCCCUUACUGUGUCAUUCACCAUUAUUUCAACUGUAUUGAUGCUGGUACAGCUAUUUAUCUUCCGAAGACGGUUCAUGGAGUAUCUUGGCGAGGAAUACGCGGAUAGAUACACCAGCAUAGGAGCAAUGCUCAUCGAGUCAUCGGCCUUGUAUACAGUGUGGUCGAUCAUAUUCCUUGGCCUCUACAUCGUCAAUCAUCCCGUACAGUAUGUCUUCCUCGCGUCCCUCGCCGAAGUCCAGAUUAUAUCCCCUCUCCUAAUUAUCUUACGGGUUUUUCAACGGAAAGCCUGGGAUUCCUCCACAGAAGCGACUCUAACGUCCCUUCAAGUCCGGACCGGCACUCAGAAUCGGAGUAUGUUCCAACGUUCGUCACUAGAGGCUGGAGUUUCCACUUCGGAGAGUAUGAAAUCCAGCACGUUACGUGUAGUAAAACAAGAGGAGAGUUUCACGGCACCCCCAUAAUCAACGAGGAGUUACCAA
Marasmius oreades (fairy-ring Marasmius) is the source of this 1140-nucleotide messenger RNA. RefSeq lists its product as uncharacterized. Lineage: Eukaryota; Fungi; Basidiomycota; Agaricomycetes; Agaricales; Marasmiaceae. The coding region runs from base 88 to 1122 and encodes 344 amino acids. The transcript is spliced from 6 exons. The record is from RefSeq and is a predicted model, not a curated record.